AUGGAUAAAGACUUUGAGUUAGAACAGGUUAUAUCCACUGCUUUAGCCCUAGAAGAUGACUAUACAGAAAUGUCACCUCCCAUGAAGGACCAGAAGAGAAAUUUAAACUCAAGUAAUAUUGGGACUUUGCCUGAUCAUCUUUCUGAUUUGGAAAACCGUGUUCCUCUACAUGAAAUAAACAUUCUGCAACAAACACUACUGGAGCUUUACUCCAACUUGGGGAUUCCACAAGAAACUGCUAGUGACCAAAAAAUCCAAGACGAAAAGAUAAAGAUGACAUCUCCCAACACAUCAGAACCUCAUCUACCUAGUCAUCACUCCAAGGGCAUAAAAAGGUCACUUUUUGUAGAGUAUGAAGAACAAUGUAAAAAGCCCAAAGUUCAGAUUGAUGAUUCCCAGGAAGUUAAUUCAAGCAACAGAUGUAGAAAGAGAACAGUGUUCAACAAGGAGCAGACCCUCUUCCUUCAGAACCAGUUUGACCUUAACCCUUAUCCAGACUUUGUGUCAAGAUGCCGAAUUGCUCAGCUAACCAACAUCCCAGAACCUCGGAUACAGGUUUGGUUCCAGAACAGAAGAGCAAGACACCUGCCCAGGUCCCCCACGUUACAGGACACCCAUGGAAGAGAAUCUACAGGACUGUCCACAAACAUCAAUUCUGUAGGGCUACGCCACCAAGAACAGUGGACUGAUAUUCAGGUACCUCCUAACAAGUGGCUGUUUCCAAACGGAGCUGGCAGGAGAUGCCAAGGACAAUUGUAUCGUUAA
Molecule: messenger RNA, 765 nt
Organism: Bombina bombina (fire-bellied toad)
Lineage: Eukaryota; Metazoa; Chordata; Amphibia; Anura; Bombinatoridae
Product: homeobox protein siamois-like
Exons: 3
Coding region: 1-765 (254 amino acids)
Molecular function (GO): DNA binding
Source: RefSeq, a predicted model, not a curated record